This is a messenger RNA of Grosmannia clavigera kw1407, 1362 nucleotides long. Its product is annotated as hydroxymethylglutaryl-synthase. Gene Ontology annotation, biological process: ergosterol biosynthetic process; acetyl-CoA metabolic process. The record is from RefSeq and is a predicted model, not a curated record. Gene Ontology annotation, molecular function: hydroxymethylglutaryl-CoA synthase activity. Lineage: Eukaryota; Fungi; Ascomycota; Sordariomycetes; Ophiostomatales; Ophiostomataceae. Bases 1 to 1362 code for a protein of 453 amino acids. The transcript has 4 exons.
AUGGCCGCUCGCCCCCAAAACAUUGGUAUCAAGGCCAUUGAGGUCUAUUUUCCCAGCCAGUAUGUGCAACAGUCCGAGCUCGAGAAGUUCGACGGUGUCGGCACUGGAAAGUACACCAUUGGCCUUGGCCAGACCAAUAUGAGCUUCUGCGACGAUCGUGAAGACAUCUACUCGUUCGCCCUCACUGCCACGAAGAACCUGCUCCAGAAGUACAAGAUCGACCCCAAGGACAUUGGCCGCCUGGAGGUCGGCACCGAGACCAUGCUGGACAAGUCCAAGUCGGUCAAGUCGGUGUUGAUGCAGCUGUUCGGCGACAACACCAACGUUGAGGGCGUCGACACAGUGAACGCCUGCUACGGUGGCACCAAUGCCGUCUUCAACACGGUCAACUGGGUCGAGUCCAGCGGCUGGGACGGCCGUGACGGCAUUGUCGUCGCCGGCGACAUUGCUCUGUACGCCAAGGGCAACGCCCGUCCGAGCGGUGGUGCCGGUGCCGUGGCUAUGCUGAUCGGCCCCGAUGCCCCCAUCGUGUUCGAGCCCGGCCUGCGUGGCUCGUACAUGCAGCACGCCUACGACUUUUACAAGCCAGACCUGACGAGCGAAUACCCAUACGUCGACGGCCAUUACUCCAUUACCUGCUACACCCAGGCCCUGGACGCCGCAUACAAGGCCUACAACGCCCGCGAGCUCACCCUGCAGGCGCAGGCCAAGGCGCCCAGCACCGACUCCAAGACCGGCCUAGACCGUUUCGACUAUGUGGCCUUCCACGCACCAACGUGCAAGCUGGUGCAAAAGUCGUAUGCCCGCAUGCUGUACCACGACUACCUUGCCAACCCCGAGGCCGCCGUCUUUGCCGAGGUGCCGCCAGAGCUGCGCGACAUGCCAUAUGAGAAGUCGCUCACCGACAAGGUCGUCGAGAAGACAUUUAUGGCCCUGACCAAGAAGCGCUUCCAGGAGCGCGUCAGCGGCGGCAUCCAGGUGGCCACCAACUGCGGCAACAUGUACUGCGGCAGCGUGUGGGCCGGCCUCGCCAGCAUCGUCGCACAUCACGACUCGGCCUCGCUGCAGGGCAAGCGCAUCGGCCUGUUCAGCUACGGCUCCGGCCUGGCCGCCAGCUUCUGCUCCUUCCGCGUGGUCGGCAGCACCGAGGAGAUCUCCCGCAUCCUCGACAUCCCCGCCCGUCUGACUGGCCGUCGUGCCGUCUCUCCGGAGACGUACGAUGCUCUAUGUGAUCUGCGCAAGAAGGCCCAUCUCCAGAAGAGCUACAAGCCAGAAGGUGACGUGGGUAACAUUGCCAGCGGCACCUACUACCUCGUCGAGAUCGACGACAUGUUCCGUCGCCACUACGCCGUCAAGGCAUAG